GGCGUGGCGCGCCGCACAGGUCUGCUCUGGAGAAGGAGCUGAGACGCAGCGGAGAUACGAGCGCAGUGAUGUGUGGAAUCUUUGCCUACCUGAAUUACCACGUCCCGCGCACUCGCAGGGAGAUCUUGGAGGUCUUGCUGAAGGGGCUUCGGCGACUCGAGUACCGCGGGUAUGAUUCUGCAGGUGUGGGGAUCGAUGGAGGGAACAGCAAGGACUGGCAGAAGAACGGCAAGUCGAUCCAGCUGAUCAAAAAACAGGGCAAAGUCAAGGCGCUGGACGAGGAGAUCAACAAGCAGCAGGACUUGGAUAUGGACGUGGAGUUCGAUAUUCACCUGGGGAUCGCUCACACUCGCUGGGCCACUCACGGGGAGCCGAACCCUGUCAACUGCCACCCGCAACGCUCUGACAAAAACAACGAAUUCAUUGUGAUCCACAAUGGGAUCAUUACCAACUAUAAAGACCUGAGACAGUUUCUGGAGAGCAAAGGCUAUGAGUUUGAGUCCGAGACCGACACAGAGACCAUCGCCAAGCUGGUCAAGUACAUGUACGACAAUCGAGAGAGCGAUGAUAUCAGCUUCAUCACGCUGGUGGAGAGAGUGACUCAGCAGCUGGAGGGAGCUUUCGUCCUGGUGUUUAAAAGCAUCCAUUUCCCAGGAGAGGCUGUGGGAACCAGGAGAGGGGGCCCCCUGCUGAUUGGAGUGCAUAGUGCACACAAGCUAUCUACAGACCACAUCCCCAUCCUCUAUCGUACAGCAGGGAAAGACAAGAAGGGCUGCAGCGCCCUGCCCCGAGUGGACAGCACCACCUGCCUCUUCCCCAUCGACGAGAAGGGCGUGGAGUAUUACUUUGCCUCGGAUGCCAGCGCUGUGAUUGAGCACACAAACCAAGUGAUCUUCCUGGAGGAUGAUGACGUGGCCGCCGUGUCAGAGGGGCGUCUCUCCAUCCACCGGAUCAAACGCAUCGUGGGGGAUCACCCGGCACGAGCCAUCCAGACCCUGCAGCUGGAGCUGCAGCAGAUCAUGAAGGGUAAUUUCAGCUCCUUCAUGCAGAAGGAAAUCUUCGAGCAGCCAGAGUCCGUGGUGAACACUAUGAGGGGACGAGUCAACUUCGACGAAAACACAGUGAUCCUGGGCGGGCUGAAGGAUCACAUCAAAGAGAUCCAGCGUUGUCGACGCCUCAUCCUCAUCGCCUGUGGAACCAGCUACCACGCAGGAGUGGCGACACGGCAGGUGCUGGAGGAGCUGACAGAGCUCCCUGUCAUGGUGGAGCUGGCCAGUGACUUCAUGGACAGGAACACGCCCGUCUUCAGGGACGAUGUGUGCUUCUUCAUCAGCCAGUCGGGCGAGACGGCAGACAGCCUCAUGGCUCUGCGGUACUGUAAGGAGAGGGGCGCGCUCACUGUUGGGGUCACCAACACGGUGGGCAGCUCCAUCUCCAGGGAGACGGACUGCGGGGUGCACAUCAACGCCGGCCCGGAGAUCGGGGUCGCCAGCACCAAGGCCUACACCAGCCAGUUUGUGUCGCUCAUCAUGUUUGCCCUGCUGAUGUGUGAUGACAGGAUCUCAAUGCAGGCCCGCCGGCGAGAGAUCAUCCAGGGGCUCCGAGUCCUGCCAGACCUGAUCAAGGAGGUGCUUGCGCUGGAUGAUGAGAUUCAGAAGCUGGCGAUGGAGCUCUACCAGCAGAAGUCUGUCCUCAUCAUGGGCCGAGGCUACCACUACGCAACCUGCCUGGAGGGGGCGCUGAAAAUCAAGGAGAUCACCUACAUGCACUCGGAGGGUAUCCUGGCUGGGGAGCUGAAGCACGGACCACUGGCCCUCGUGGACAAGCUGAUGCCAGUUAUCAUGAUAAUCAUGAGGGACAACACCUACACCAAGUGCCAGAACGCACUGCAGCAGGUGGCGGCUCGACAGGGCCGCCCCAUUGUGAUCUGUGACAAGGACGACUACGAGACGAUCAAGAGCUCAACCCGGACGAUCAAGGUGCCGCACUGCGUGGACUGUCUGCAGGGCGUCCUGAGUGUGAUCCCCCUGCAGCUGCUGUCCUUCCACCUGGCUGUGCUGCGGGGCUUCGACGUUGACUGCCCAAGAAACCUGGCCAAGUCUGUGACUGUGGAGUGAAGCCCACGGUACCUGGAAACCAGACUGGAAUACAUCGUUAACGAAAAAAAAAAGAUAUUUAGAUCCGUUUUCAUGUUUUUUUUAAUAUGUUUAUUGUACCCUGGCAAUUUUUAGUGCAACUCGUUUGAAAUGGUUAGACGCUCUGUACUUGCGUGUGCAAUCUCUAUUCCCUUUCAGAAAAGUCUUGCAUUCUGUUACUGUCGUCAUUGAGAGAGUCGGGAAACCGUUCCUGGAAUUCUCAGGAGCUGUUGCUUCUUUCUUUAGUGCUGACAAAAAAAAAAAGUUGCAAUAGCAGUGGGAUUUCUAUUUUUCUCUGUAUGUCACAGGAAAAUGAUCCUGAAGCUUCCUUGAGUUUUGGUCUUCCCUGAGAACAUUUCCAGUCCAGCUGAGGUUGUAACUAACGUUUUAACGCAAAACUAGAAUGCUCUUCUUUGUUUGUUUUGUUGAGAUUAGCUGGUGGCUAUCACCGUAAGCCCCUGUAACGGAAUCAAGUGCCGAGUCUCAAGUUUCAGUUUAUCCAUCCGUUUUACCUCGCUCGUAGGAUGCGGUAUGCCCAAGACAGCGCCUCCUGCUGGCUUGUUCUAGUUACUGCCUGAUCUGAGGGUUUUUUAGUUGGUAGGUUGCCUGUGGAUUGGCAGCUCCAGUCCUUGGGUACCAUAAACAGCAGAGGAAGGAGCCGUUGUAGUCUGGCACCUGAAGUUACAUUCCUGUUUGUGGCACCUCAGGAACUGCGGCCCCUUCGCAGCUGCCUUUUUUGAACGCUAAAGUGCACCGUGCUUCUCAAAUGAAUGUUACAACGUUUCUAUGUGUAUCUGCUGUGUUACUGAAGACGCAGCACCUUUUAUCUGUGCCUCCUAGUUUACAAUUUGAACUGGAAUCGGGUGAAAUGAAGAAUUUGGCGAGUGGGGAGGCUAAUUCCAGCUACUGUUUUUGUUUUUUUUUCUUUUUUUCAUAAGAUUGUGGGACCAUUCUGGCUUUUUUUGAUCUAGGGUUUCAGUUUUUGGGGUGCAGCCAACCCCAGGGCAGUGUUGGUUAUAAAUAAGACUCCCAUUGCAUAGCAGUUCGAGCCUUUCCAGGUGUUCACUGUGAUCUUACAGGUGCACAUUUUUGUGUGAUCCUAAAUAAGCUCACAGCAAAACCUGAACUCGGUCUGCUGUGGGUUUCAAGUCUUGCUUCUGUAGAUUGGGGGACCAUAAGAUGAAGCCGCUCUUGCGUGUGGAUGAUGAUCUUGCGGUUUGGCUUCAGUUGCAGUGCAGUCUGGCACUGUGCUGUGAACCAGGAGUCAUUACUGCUGUUGCUUGUACCGUGGAGCUGCAGUCUGUGUCUCUAACCUUCCCUGAUUCACUGAACAAAGAAAAUCAAACAAGUACAACUACAGCUGUAUCAAAAGUACAGCUGUGAGUCAAAGUUGUGUAUCACCUAGAAUUGCAGGAUUGAGACGUUAAUU
This is a messenger RNA of Polyodon spathula (Mississippi paddlefish), 3564 nucleotides long. Its product is annotated as glutamine--fructose-6-phosphate aminotransferase [isomerizing] 1-like. Lineage: Eukaryota; Metazoa; Chordata; Actinopteri; Acipenseriformes; Polyodontidae. Gene Ontology annotation, molecular function: carbohydrate derivative binding; L-glutamine:D-fructose-6-phosphate transaminase (isomerizing) activity. Gene Ontology annotation, biological process: fructose 6-phosphate metabolic process; UDP-N-acetylglucosamine metabolic process; protein N-linked glycosylation. The transcript has 19 exons. The record is from RefSeq and is a predicted model, not a curated record. The coding region runs from base 69 to 2117 and encodes 682 amino acids.